GACCAAACCCAUAUGUGUUGGCAUUGGUUUCAUAUUGAUGCGAGGAAGACGCUGCUGUGAGAUCUCAAGAACAGGAAGCACUGACAUUUCGCUUAUUGGUCCGGAUAGUGACAAUCAAAAUGUAUAACUGGAGGCCUUGAUCAAGAUGAGAAUCUGAAUUAGAGCAGUUACUCAUCACUGAAAGAAGCAACGAUGGGUACCAGAGCAGCUGCUUUCACGGCAAAGAUAAAGAACCUGCAGGACUACUACCUUCGCCUGCUGCACGGCAUACCGCUGCCGUCCGAGCUCGACAUAGCAUGCACGCUCAAGUACUUCUCCCUCACCCUCAUGGGUGUGCUGAAGGACGUUCCGGAGGCUCCACUGGAGAUGCUCCGGCGUCCGGACCAGGACAGCACGCGGCUGGCGCUGUACCCCAGCCUGGACUACACGGGCCUGUACCGCGCCCUCGUCCAGCUGUUCGACAUAGUGCCGCUGCUCCAGUACGGCGUGCAUGGUUUCGGCCAGUCGCUGCUGCACACCAUGUCGUGUCUGGUGCCGUUCCUGGAGCACUCGCUGAUCGACUCGCUGCCCUACCUGGUGGCCUCCAGCCUGGCCACCUUCCCCGUGUCGCUGCACCGGGACAUCGUCAACACCCUGUGUCACUACCUGCUGCCGUUCACACUCAGCCCCGACGUGGAGAACUACACGUCCAGCUCAGUGACUGCCAUCGUUAUGGUGGUGUUCCAGUACACUGACCAAACCGCGCUGCACUGUCAGCUGCUGGAGACGGUGAUGUCGCGCCGGCGGAUGGUGAUCCGUGACCUGUUCUGUAUCAUCGCGCACGGCACGGUAAGCGCCCGACUGCCGGCCGCCCACCUGCUGUUCCACUACUGGCCAGCGCUGAACCCCACCUCGGCAGACCGACGCAACAACCUGCUGAAAUUCACAGGUCUCGAUGUGGAGGAUAUCGGCUGGGAACCACAUCAGUGUGAGAGAGACAACUGCCCCUCAAACGAGAAUAACGAGGCGAUUCAACUGUGCCUGGACCACAAUGUGGCCGUGCUUCAGGGAUCGGAGUAUCCACCGCCGCUCUACCUCUGCCAGCACUGCUCCCAGGACAUCCGCGCGUCCAACUCGCAAAUCAGCAUGUUCGAGAUCCUGCUGCCCAUGCAGCACAUGUCCACCACGUGCGAGAAUAAGAACUGCCGCUCCAGCGACAAGCUGGCCAUGUGCACGUGCUUCGCCAUCGAGUGCGCCUCCUACAACGGCAACCGGCCGAUCCGCUACUGCGCCCAGUGUGACAGUAUCCGGCACAACAACCGGCGCGGGGGCGACCACGUCGUGCAGUACCGGAUCGGAUCGCCGUGGAAAAUGGCGCCCGACGUGUCCAGAUAUAUGGUCGAGGCCGUGGUCAGUCUGCUGAAGGAGGCCCAGCCGCUGGCCGACAGCCGCCGCAGCCGGGAGCAGGAGCGACACACCCGGGCAGGGCUACUGGACGACGCCCAGCAGCAGGAGGGUCCCUCGCUCGAGGAGCGUCGCUCUCUCUCCCGUUACGGCGUCUGGCUGCUGGUGAACCUCUGCACACCCGACCGGACCACCUCGGAGCAGACGCUGGCCAGACUGCUGGCGGCGCUCUUCAACUGGUUCGAGGCAACUGCCUACCUCGGUGACGACCAGACUGGCGGCGCGCUGGAGCUGCUCAAGUCCGAGUACAUCCACAGCUGGCUGCAGGCCAUCCUGGCCGACCACUUCAAGACGUUCGCCUCGUGUCUGCUGCCGCGGCCGCCAGAGUACGCCAGAGUCGGCGGCCACUGGGACGGCCUGGUGUCGAAGACGCAGCACAUCCAGGAGGGCUUCCACCGCCUGUUCUGCCUGGUUCCGUACGACAUCAUCAGCGCCGAGCUGUGGAACCACAUCAUGCCCAACUGGAUGGAGGCCAUCCUGCAGGACGUACCCGAGGACGAGCUGCCAGAACUGAAAAUCAUACUCAGUAAGCUGCUGGACCCGGACAUGUCUCCGCUGGGGUUUGACUCGGACCAGAUGUACCAGUUCGUGUCGGUACGGUUUCACUCCACGGCUCCGCGAGUUCAGGAGCAGGCCCUCACCUGGCUGCAGGUUCUCUCGAUGGUGAACAUCGCCAUCCCGCUGCCGAUUCUGCACAAGAUGCUGCGGACCGGCGUCCGGUGCCUGCAGGCCUCCAAAGACGGCGCCGGGUCCAGGAAAGUCAGCUCCAUCAGGUCACAGGUCAACAGCGAUCUAGGUCCGGUGGUGCAGAGCGAGUCUCGCGCGGCCUCGCCUCUCUCUGGUGAGGACUGUAUGCCGGAGGAGGAGGUGCCGGUGAACACGGUGGAUACUGCCGACCUCGUGGUGCCUUGCUACCUCCUCAUGCUCGAUGUGCUCCUCAAACAGAUGGAGAUCCAGGACGUGCCGCAGAGCCAGGGCCUGCUGGGCGGCCAGUCGCAGCAGGCCGUCAUCCUGCUGAAGGCCAUGCUGUCCUCGCCCACCGAGGGCAAACACACCUGCGACCCGGAGGAUACACCCACACUGGAGACAUACCGGGAGAACAGUAAGGACGAGCCGAUACGCGUGGAGCAGUGCGACGCCUGCGAGGCGCUCCUGGAGCUCUACCAGCUGGCCGGGGAGCUGCUCGGCUACAUCUGUCCUCAGGAGACCGUCAAAUCCGUGGAGAUCAGUGAGGAGGUGGUGGAGACGGGCCUGGAUUCCCCGGCGCCCGUCCACGCUGAUGAGCCGCCCGCACACGGACAGGAGAAGCCGGUGGCGCCCGUCCAGGAGCACGUCAUCUCGAUGGACGGGCUGCAGCAACAUGUCAUACAGCCGUCACAGGUCAUGAUGGCCACAGAGGAAGUGACUGAAAUGGACGUGGCCGCCAGCAUCCCCGCCGAGCGCGUGGUGCGCGCCGUCGCCAAGGCCGUCACCAUAUCAGAGGAUGACAUCGCGGUUGCCAAGGUAAAGGUGUGCGCCGCCCGGCUGGUGGGCGAAAACGACCAGCCCGUGCUGGUACCCACCAUCGAGGAGGGCGACAACUUCUGGACCACCUCGCACGGCCGGUUCCGCUUCACCGUGGACGAGCUACCGCCCGAGCUGCAGCUGCUCUACGGACUCCUGAACCGUAUGAAGGAGAGUGACGACCAGGACGUCACCUCGCACCUGCUGGCCUGUCUGCGACUGCUGGUGCUGCACGCUGACUGUCUGCAGCGGGCGGCCAGGGACCACCGCGGCUUCCACAUCUGGUGUCAGGAGAACCUCGUCAUCAAACAACUGUGGGACCUGCUACUGGCCGAGUACUCCCAGAUCCCGGAGAUAGCCGUGCCCGUGCUGCUCCAUGCCAUCACACUGCCCUGCGGUGCAGAUGUGUUCUGGCAGAUCGUCGGCAACGAGUUCCAGAGCGACGACUGGAAGGUCCGCUUCACCGCCGUGGAGCGCGCCACGGUACUGGCCCGGUUUCUGGAGCCGUCCGUGGUACGCCGCAGCGGCCCGGCGCUGCAGCCGUCCCUGGCUCACGUCUUCUCGUACCUUAUACACGCCGUGGACGACCUGUCGGCGGCCGUGGCGCAGAAGGUGCAGCUCUACAUGGAGACCAUCCCCGACGGAGGCAUACGGACGAUCUGUAUGUGCCUGGAGGCGCAGUUUGACACGGUGAUCGUGGACCGGCCGCUGGUGCUGAAGACGGUGCUGCAGCUCUUCAACCUGCUGCCGACGCGCGGCAUUCUCUCCUGGGAGUUCUUCAACAGUCGCUUCGACUGUCUGGUGCUGGAGACACAGAUACGGCUGGAGCGACACGGGGACAUUCCCAUCACUAAAGACCUGAAGGCGGACGGCGCCGCCAGCGAGGCGUACAUCCGCCGGCUGACGCGGGCGCACGAGGCGCUCACCGCGGCCGCCUCAGGGCCCGGCCAUCGGCGCACGCUCAACUCUAGCAUCGGCGCCAAGUGGCCGUAUAAGCGGGCCAUGUCUGCGCCGGCGGUCGUACCGCGGCCAGAUAAAAACGACAUUUUGAAGCACACCUACCCGCGCCAGGCCUCGGCCCCGGCACUGAACAGAAAGGCGUCUCGUUUCGGUAUUUCGCAGAUGAAUCAUGCUCCGGAGAACAGCAAGUCGUCGGCGCCGGCGGCGGGCGCCUGGGACUCGCUGCCCCUCGUGUAUCGCAACAUGGACAGCGAUCAGGGGGACCGGGAGACCACCCACCUGCUGGUCGACCUGCUGAUGAAGUUUAUGGCUCGGCCCGACCAGGCGCCACCCGGUGACGACAAGCAGCAGUGCCGCAGCCAACAGAUGGCCCUCCGACACCUGGCCAUGAGCCUCGGGUUCAACCAGACCGACAAGACAUUCUUCAUGUCGCCGGCGCGGCUCAGGUCGAAGGCGUCAUUCAACGCGUUCCUGUCCCAGCUGACGCACGUGCUCGACUACAACUUCCCUCUGGGCGGCGCUCUGGUACCGCUCUGUCUGCCGAUCCUCCUGUACGCGGCGGCACCGUCCCGGCAGGCGGCCGUGGCGCCCGGCCGGCCCAGCUACAGCCUCUGGCAUCUGGAGGAGCGCCAGAGACACGACUGGCUCGCCGCCCUGCUCACCAUUCUGUACAAGUACCAGUACGGUGACCCGGGACUCAGCGUACCUCUGCUGGCGCUCUGUCAGAUAGUGCUCAACACACUACACCUCUGCCGACCGCCGGCUGAGACGCCGGCCGCCGCCGCAGCCGCCGCCGCCCCGCUCAGCAGAAUAGGCUCGCUGCAGCCGAGUGGUGUGGGAGGCUCCCCUCCCGGCCCUGCGGAGCAAACCCCGCCGGUGACCCCUCGGCCGACCCUGGCUCCUGAGCUGGUGCCUCAGCCGCCGCCGCCUCCCCCGGCGCCAGGACCGCCGUCCUUCAGUGUCGGUGGGGAGGACUGGCGCCGCGGCCGACCCGACCCGACCGCCUGUUACGGCAGUGAGGAUAACGACAUCGAGCCUGAACUAGAGGCUAUCCCAGAGUCACCCAAGACACCGUCGUCACACCAGAGCUUCUGUGACUCCUUAGUCGAGCUGGACGCGCUGGAGGAGAUGACGCCCGUGCAGGCGGUCCAGCCCGUCCAGGUGGACAGCUGCCCCUUCACCGGACUCGGGGUGGCCGAGAUGGCACAGUCGGUGUGUGUCACCAGCGAGCUGACGUCUCUGACGCCGGAGGUGGCCACUGUGAACUCGGACCUGGUCACCGCUUCUGUGGCCCCCUCGGAGAUGGCCACGGUGGUUCAGCCGACUGAGGUGGUCUGCCAUCAGGCACAGACGGCGGAUUUCAGUGUGAUGGAGGAGACUGCCGAGCUGGAGAUGUUUCAGCCGACUGUGGUGUCCGCUGCGACCCAUCCGCCGGCCACCGCGUGUCAUCCACCGGUCGCCGCGCCUCACCCGCCGGCAGCCACCGCCGCCGCUCCUGCCGCCGGGAGACAGGCUGCGCCGCCGUUCUUACACA
Messenger RNA from Amphibalanus amphitrite, 5440 nucleotides. Its product is annotated as protein unc-79 homolog. Gene Ontology annotation, molecular function: protein binding. The annotation marks the transcript as partial. NCBI's taxonomy places the organism in Eukaryota, Metazoa, Arthropoda, Thecostraca, Balanomorpha, Balanidae. The transcript is spliced from 38 exons. The record is from RefSeq and is a predicted model, not a curated record.